AUGAGCAGUGUGGUCCAGAACCCCUACAUCGGCCGAACUCCAACCGCUCGGAUGCCCAAACCUGGGGGAGGCGGAGGGGUGCCACACGGGACUCGAGACACCGCCAGCAUAUGUCGAAGCAGUAGCGUCAGCAGCGGAUGUAGCAGCGGAGGCAAGAUACUGUCCCUGUCCUCCAUGAACGAGAGUGUCCGCAGCGGCCUGGGCUGCUUCCUGUCUGAGCAAGCGCUGGAGCAGGAAGAGAGGCAGCAGCGCAGCAGCCAGUUAGCAGAGUUCCAGCGCCUCAGAGAGGUGCGCGCAGCUGCUCAGCACAAAAACCUGGAGGAUUUCCUUAGAAUGAACCACGUUUCACUCAAGGAGACCAUGUCUUAUGCCACUGGUAUGAUUUACAGAAAUCUGGGUAAAUCUGGGCUGAGGGUUUCCUGUCUUGGAUUAGGCACAUGGGUUACCUUUGGAGGCCAGAUAACAGAAGAGGUUGCAGAGGAGCUGGUGACUUUGGCGUAUGAGAACGGCAUCAAUCUGUUCGACACGGCUGAAGUGUAUCACGCCGGAAAGGCUGAAGUUGUUUUGGGAAAUAUCAUAAAGAAGAAAGGAUGGAGGCGUUCCAGUUUAGUCAUCACCACCAAAAUCUUCUGGGGAGGAAAGGCAGAAAUGGAAAGAGGAUUGUCUAGAAAACACAUCAUUGAAGGUCUAAGAGCAUCACUAGACAGACUUCAGCUGGAGUAUGUGGACGUGGUUUUUGCUAAUCGACCUGAUCCUAACACACCUAUAGAAGAGACGGUGAGGGCAAUGACUCAUGUGAUCAAUCAGGGGAUGGCUAUGUACUGGGGGACAUCACGGUGGAGCUCCAUGGAGAUCAUGGAGGCGUACUCAGUGGCACGACAGUUCAACCAGAUCCCACCCAUCUGUGAACAGGCAGAGUACCACAUGUUCCAGAGGGAGAAGGUGGAAGUGCAACUCCCUCAACUGUACCACAAGAUAGGUGUUGGAGCUCUGACAUGGUCUCCACUGGCCUGUGGGAUCAUCUCAGGAAAGUAUGACAGAGGGAUCCCUCCCUGUUCACGAGCCUCGCUUAAGGGUUAUCAGUGGAUGAAGGACCAGAUCCUGAGUGAGGAGGGUCACCGUCAGCAGAUGAAGCUUAAAGAGCUGCUGGCAGUUGCUGAGCAGCUGGGCUGUACUCUGCCCCAACUGGCUAUCGCCUGGUGUCUGAAGAAUGAAGGUGUGAACUCUGUCCUGCUGGGAGCUUCAAGAAUUGAGCAGCUUAUGGAAAAUAUCAGAGCAAUACAGGUUCUUCCAAAGUUAUCACUGUCCAUUUUGGCUGAGGUUGAAAGCAUCUUGGGAAACAAGCCCUACAAUAAAAAAGACCCCAGAUCCUAG
Molecule: messenger RNA, 1374 nt
Organism: Scomber scombrus (Atlantic mackerel)
Lineage: Eukaryota; Metazoa; Chordata; Actinopteri; Scombriformes; Scombridae
Product: voltage-gated potassium channel subunit beta-2-like
Exons: 15
Coding region: 1-1374 (457 amino acids)
Biological process (GO): transmembrane transport; regulation of potassium ion transmembrane transport; potassium ion transport
Cellular component (GO): cytoplasm; juxtaparanode region of axon; voltage-gated potassium channel complex
Molecular function (GO): potassium channel regulator activity; transmembrane transporter binding; voltage-gated potassium channel activity
Source: RefSeq, a predicted model, not a curated record